This is a messenger RNA of Cyphellophora attinorum, 306 nucleotides long. RefSeq lists its product as uncharacterized. NCBI's taxonomy places the organism in Eukaryota, Fungi, Ascomycota, Eurotiomycetes, Chaetothyriales, Cyphellophoraceae. The record is from RefSeq and is a predicted model, not a curated record. The transcript has a single exon. Bases 1 to 306 code for a protein of 101 amino acids.
AUGCUUCCUCGAUUACUGCGGUGUGCUUGCACACCCUCGACUCUAAGAACCGCCACACAACUCGGUGCUAGCACCGCAACCAGACUACAGACCAGGAACUUUGCUACAUCAUGGCAGAGGAGGAAUCUCUACGCAGACGACGAGCUCAUGUCGCGGCUGCCAGACGUCGAUCCCUCCAAGCUCACCGUCACCGAGACCAUCACACCCAAACAACUCGUCCCUAAUCAGGACCUCGUCUUUGGGCGCACAUUCACAGGCAUGUCCACCGCCGAUCACCCCAUACCAUGCCCUGAGGCCAACCACUAA